GUGGCCAUCAUCUUGUGUUGUUCUACUGGCUGCUCCUGGAAGCCUGUGUCUUUCAAGCCACCUGCCCGGGCCCUUCAUCAGCUGCUUAGCUGUGCCAGGUCUUAUUAGGCUGAUCCUGUCAUCCCACGGUGGGGAGCCCCCUCCUGCCAGCUCCAGAUGCCUGGAGGCCAGCCCCAGACCAGGCACUAGCUGUGACUGGCCCAGUGCCCUGUGCCCAUUUGUUGCUGGAAGGACAGACUGGGCGAGCGGCUGAACAUCCCAUGCCCCCAGGACGAGGAUGCAGCGCUGGAAGGCGGCAGCCUUGGCCUCAGUGCUGUGCAGCUCCAUGCUGUCCAUCUGGAUGUGUCAAGAGGGCCUGCUCUUCAGCCACCGCUUCAGACCCUCACUAGUCCCCCUUCACCGCCUGCCUCGCACCCUGGACACCCGGAUCAACCGCCUGGCCCAGUACCGUGCACUGCUGCAGGGCGCCCCGGACGCGGUAGAACUUCGCGAGCUGACGCCCUGGGCGGACCGGCCUUCAGGACCCCGCCGUCGGGCGGGGCCUCGGCGGCGGCGCGCGCGUCCGCGGUCCGGGAUGCGACCAUGCGGGUUGCGUGAGCUGGAGGUACGCGUGAGCGAGCUGGGCCUGGGCUACGCGUCGGACGAGACCGUGCUGUUCCGCUACUGCGCAGGCGCGUGUGAGGCGGCCGCGCGCGUCUACGACCUGGGACUGCUGCGCCUGCGCCAGCGCAGGCGCUUGCGGCGGGAGCGGGUGCGCGCGCAGCCCUGCUGCCGCCCGACGGCCUACGAGGACGAGGUGUCCUUUCUGGACGAGCGCAGCCGCUACCACACAGUGCACGAGCUGUCGGCGCGCGAGUGCGCAUGCGUGUGACCCUACCUCACGGAGCCCGACGAGACGGAGGCCACAACCCCUGUCCCGACGGCGCCCCGACAGCACUCUUGGUCCCACCCGGCCAGCCCCGCUGGUCGCUGUCCAUGCGCGGUGGAUGCCGUCGAGGCCACUGGACUCUCGCGAUAACUUUUGAGAUAAAAGUGUGGGGAAAUUGAGCCCGGCUUGUGAUUAACGUUCUUGAGCUAGUGAGCGUGUGUGGGGAGAGGGCGCCAGCUCUGUUAGGGAAAGGGGGACCCAUUUUCCCUGGCGUGUCCACAUCUGCACCUCUCUGCUAUGUGUGCUUCUGAGAAGGAAGAAGGGAGAGCCCGUCUGCAGAGGAGACUGAAGUCUAGGUGGAUCCAGGCCUCCUUUACCCAAAGGGUCUCCUCUGUCCCGGUCCGCCCCCACCAGGGUGAACUGGAAUCCACUAUAUCCUUUCACCAGCUAAAAAUACCCUCUGGCUGCCUACCUCCCAGGCAGAGAGAGACCUGGGGCGGGCGCCAGCCCCGUCCAGCCCAAAGCCAGCGCCUCCUAGGGGAAAGCUGGAUCCCCAGGGACGUAGGUCCUGGGCCAAUAAAAGCCUGGUCCGGCCUCGACCAGGGUGGGGAUUUAUAACCAGCCCCCGUG
This is a messenger RNA of Nycticebus coucang (slow loris), 1498 nucleotides long. It is a transcript of the gene NRTN, whose product is annotated as neurturin. Bases 278 to 871 code for a protein of 197 amino acids. The transcript has 3 exons. Gene Ontology annotation, molecular function: growth factor activity; receptor tyrosine kinase binding; glial cell-derived neurotrophic factor receptor binding. The record is from RefSeq and is a predicted model, not a curated record. Lineage: Eukaryota; Metazoa; Chordata; Mammalia; Primates; Lorisidae.